Anthonomus grandis grandis is the source of this 2034-nucleotide messenger RNA. RefSeq names its product dnaJ homolog subfamily A member 1 (gene Droj2). The record is from RefSeq and is a predicted model, not a curated record. Gene Ontology annotation, cellular component: cytosol; cytoplasm. Bases 363 to 1571 code for a protein of 402 amino acids. Gene Ontology annotation, molecular function: ATP binding; Hsp70 protein binding. Gene Ontology annotation, biological process: protein refolding; response to heat. NCBI's taxonomy places the organism in Eukaryota, Metazoa, Arthropoda, Insecta, Coleoptera, Curculionidae. The transcript has 5 exons.
GAUGCGCGAGUUGCGACCCUUCACUUUACUGUGUAAAAAAAAAUUGUAAUCAUUCUAGAAUUCGGAUCGAAGUGCUAUUGCAGUUACUUACUACAUACGGAAAAUCGAAUCUAAUUUGGUAUAUUCUAGAAUCAUUCCGUUCUGCAUUCAUUCCGUGUCAGGUCUUUGUUACUCUUCUGAGUUCGUGUCAUACACACAUUAUAUUUAGAGAGCUUCCCGAAUAUUCUGCAAGUCUAUUUGGAAGAGAAUUUACAGUUUUUCUGGUUGUUCAACGUGGUUUGCAGACCCAGUCAGAAAUAAGUUUGAAUCGAAACCAGUGUGAAGAAGUAUUGAUUAAUAUUCCUAAAGUUCUCUAGAUUGCAAUGGUAAAAGAAACAAAGUUCUAUGACAUCCUUGGUGUAAAACCAGGGUGCAGCCAAGACGAUCUGAAAAAGGCAUACAGAAAGUUAGCCCUAAAAUACCAUCCCGACAAAAAUCCCAAUGAAGGAGAAAAAUUCAAGCAGAUUUCCCAAGCGUAUGAAGUGCUUUCUGACCCAGAGAAAAAGUCCAUCUAUGACCAGGGAGGGGAGCAAGCCUUGAAAGAGGGUGGAGGUGGUGGUGGGUUCUCAAGCCCAAUGGAUUUGUUCGAUAUGUUCUUUGGAGGUGGAUUUGGCGGAGGAAGAAGAACGCGAAGAGAAAGAAAAGGCAAAGACGUCGUACAUCAACUUACAGUCAGCCUAGCGGAACUAUACAAGGGCACCGUGAGGAAAUUAGCAUUACAAAAAAACGUAAUUUGUGAUAAGUGUGAAGGUCGUGGAGGCAAGAAGGGAGCAGUCGAACAGUGUCCCACGUGUAGAGGUACCGGCAUGCAGGUGCAAGUGCAACAAUUGGGACCGGGCAUGUUGCAACAGAUCCAAACGGUUUGUCCCGAGUGCCGGGGUCAGGGCGAGAGGAUCAACCCGAAGGAUCGGUGCAAACAAUGUCAAGGCAAGAAGGUGGUCAGGGACAGGAAAAUCUUGGAGGUUCAUGUAGACAAGGGCAUGGUGGAUGGCCAGAAGAUUGUCUUUAAUGGAGAAGGUGAUCAAGAACCAGAUCUGGAACCAGGCGAUAUUAUUAUAGUUUUGGACGAGAUGGAGCAUUCUGUCUUUAAGAGGAAUGGCAGUGACUUAAUUCUAAGAUUAGAAAUACAGUUAGUGGAGGCGCUAUGCGGAUUCCAAAAAGUUAUUCGGACUUUAGAUGAUAGAGAUCUAGUAAUUACGCAGCUACCUGGAGAGGUUGUUAAACAUGGUGAUGUCAAAUGUAUUCAGAACGAAGGUAUGCCAAGAUACAAGAACCCAUUCGAAAAGGGACGUCUUAUCGUCCAGUUUUGGGUUCAGUUCCCGAAAACCAUCGCCCCAGAACUGAUUCCAGAGUUGGAAAAUUGCCUCCCUCCACGCGAAGAAGUGAUGAUCCCUGACGGUGCGGAAGAGUGCGUCUUGGAAGACUUCGAUCCGGAACAGGAAGCGAGAAGACGACAACAUAAGAACGCGUAUGACGAAGACGAGGAGAUGCACAGCCCCGGGGGUCAACGGGUGCAAUGUGCAACCAAUUAGUUCAUUUCAUUAUUGUCGUGUACAUCUAUGUAAUUUAUUUGAAACAGAGCGUUCGUUCUAGACCUUCUGCAAUAUCCUCAAUAUUAUUUUAUUUUUUUAGGCCUGUCCCGUUUUAUUGGGACUAAAAUAUCAUUAUAGGCGAUUUGGCAUUUGCAUUCUUAGUUACAAUAAUAUGCUUUACUCGUUCGUAUUAGUAAGGUUUAAAGGUGAAAUCACGACUUAUAAUUGGGAAUUUUACUACUGACGAUCCACAUAGAGGUUAUGUAGGAGGCUAAGAACCGUUUAAUACAGACUGGAAUAGUAUUCCCAUGGAUACUAGUAUGUAGUUCAGUAGUAACAAUUUGUUCCACCUUUAAACUUUGCCUGAAUAGUAUGUAUUAUUGUCAUACAGAAAUUUACUGUCAUUUAUUACAUUAUAUAUUUAAUUCCCGAUCUGUCAUUAAUAAUAUAAUAUUGCAACCAA